Molecule: messenger RNA, 1438 nt
Organism: Aethina tumida (small hive beetle)
Lineage: Eukaryota; Metazoa; Arthropoda; Insecta; Coleoptera; Nitidulidae
Product: beta-mannosidase-like
Exons: 3
Coding region: 31-1353 (440 amino acids)
Biological process (GO): glycoprotein catabolic process; carbohydrate metabolic process
Molecular function (GO): beta-mannosidase activity
Source: RefSeq, a predicted model, not a curated record
UUCAAUAUUUACUUCCAUAUUUACGCGAGAAUGAAGUACCGAAUUACAUGUCUACUUUUUCUAAGCUUCGUCUACUCCAACGCUCUGAAACUUCAAGACUUAGGAGGUGAUUGGAUCCUUGAAGAUGACAAAAGAGAGUAUCGAAAUUUGAAAGCAACAGUCCCCGGAGGAGUUUACACUGAUCUCCUCAAUAACAACAUUAUAGAAGACAUCUUCUUCAGAUACAGAGACACCGAAUACAAAUGGAUCCCAAGAACCAACUGGACUUACAGCAGAACUUUCACAGUUGAUUCACAGCUUCUCAGUCAUGAGAACGUCAGAAUUAAAUUCGAAGGUUUGGACACCGUCUCAACAAUCGUCAUCAACAACGUAACAGUUGGUGAUACGGAAAACAUGUUCCGUCAAUAUUUAUUUGACAUCAAAAACUUGCUGCAUGAAGGUGAAAACGUUAUUGAAGUUCGUUUCUUUAAUCCCAUUGAAGCUGGUGAAAUCCGCAACAAAGAAUUCACCGAAGGUUACAUCAUACCUCCUGAGUGUGUACCUCCGGAAUAUAAUGGGGAGUGUUACGUUAACCAAUUGAGAAAAAUGCAGGCUUCAUAUUCUUGGGAUUGGGGGCCAUCCUUUCCUUCCGUGGGAAUCUGGAAGAACGUGACCAUCGAAGCUUACAACGAAGCUGUUAUUCAUUAUGUGGUAGCUGACGUUGCUAAUGCAACUGUUGAUGAUUGGCUUAUUAAUAUUGAUGUAUACUUUUCUGAUAAUAACGAUGGAAGUGUGCAAGGAAAGUUGCUUGCCCUUUUGGAAAUUAAUGAACACCUAAGUGUGACUCAACAAGUUGAAGUUAAUGUUAACAAAAAUGAAUACGAAGAACUUGUUCAAUACAUUAAUCUUACCAUAAAGAAAUCUGACGUAGAACUUUGGUGGCCUAACGGAUUUGGACAGCAAAAACUUUAUAAAUUGCAUGUUGUUUUUACCAGCAAUAAGGACCAAGAACAAUCAUCAAAGUCAGUAAGAAUUGGAUUCAAAACCAUCGAAUUGAUGCAAGAUGAAGUUGACUCCGGUAGGUUGUACUAUUUCAAAGUCAACGGAUUUCCAAUGUUCAUGAAAGGAGCCAACGAAAUCCCUCUGCACAUUCUUCCUGAAAAAGGCCAGGAAUUCGAACUGGUGAACAGCAUUUUAACAUCGGUGAGGGACUCUCACAUGAACAUGCUAAGAAUUUGGGGCGGUGGUGUGUACGAAUCUGAAGUUUUCUACGACCUUUGCGACGAAUUUGGCAUCCUUGUUUGGCAAGAUUUGGCUUUUGCCUCUGCUUUUUAUCCGGUCCGACAAAAUUUCAUUGAGUAUGUUUGCUACUAAUUAGUUCAGGUUUAAAACAAACUAAUUAAUUGUGUUAUUAGUAAUGCCGUCUUGGAGGUUCGUCACCAAACCAAGAGGCUUCGCA